AUGACAAGAAUGGAGGAUAUGGAGAAAUAUGCCCGAAGCAUGACUAAGCAAGCCAUGGAGACCCGGGACGACAAUUUUGUCAUGGCAGACCGGAUCGUGCAGGCAAUGGGCAAAGAGUAUCAAGGGGUGUGGAACUGCCUGGUCGUCGUUGGCGAUGGCACCGAUAAUUGUUUCUUCUCGAUGGAAGGGACUCCAACCCUUAAGUAUCAAGUCGAAGAUAAAUGCUUUUCUCUUUGGAAGAGCUGCGAUGAUGCGACACAGAGGCAUGGCUGGAUGAUGCAAGAAGUCAAGUUUUGCAAUGGAGUAGACAAAUGCACAAAGAAUUGUGUUGAUGUCAUCUCUGGCGAGCAAACAAGGAACUGGAAAGAAACUGAAAGCCAUCUCUUGUUGCAGCUUGUGGAGAACGGGCUUAACACAACAGAGCAGGCCAGGGAGAUGAAAGCGAAGCUGACCUACAGGGAAAAGAUGCAGGGGGCUUUCGACAGCAUCAGCAUUUCUCAGAGAGAUCUGCAAGAAAUCCUUACAAAGCUAGAAAAUAUUCUGAGAGAAAUGCAGUUGGUUGACAUCCUUCACAUCCUAGACAAGGUAUAG
Messenger RNA from Darwinula stevensoni, 591 nucleotides. NCBI's taxonomy places the organism in Eukaryota, Metazoa, Arthropoda, Ostracoda, Podocopida, Darwinulidae. The record is from the annotation of a GenBank genome assembly.